Messenger RNA from Drosophila hydei, 1045 nucleotides. RefSeq names its product glycoprotein-N-acetylgalactosamine 3-beta-galactosyltransferase 1-like. Gene Ontology annotation, molecular function: N-acetylgalactosaminide beta-1,3-galactosyltransferase activity. The coding region runs from base 1 to 999 and encodes 332 amino acids. The record is from RefSeq and is a predicted model, not a curated record. Gene Ontology annotation, cellular component: membrane. The transcript has 6 exons. NCBI's taxonomy places the organism in Eukaryota, Metazoa, Arthropoda, Insecta, Diptera, Drosophilidae.
AUGUUAGAGAACUCCAAGUUUUGCAUCAGCUUCAAGUUUAGCGGCACGCAAAGGCAUUGCCCGAGACAGCGACCUGCGGCCAGAAGUUGCUCUGCAAUAUGCUGCUCCCUGCUCUAUAAGCUGUCCCUUCUCGUACUGCUAUGCGUGCUGGGAUUGCUGUUGCUGCAAAACAACAGCCAGCUCAAGACUGUGGAGCCUUUGCCAACAGCGCGUAUCUUUUGUAUUAUCUCCACCUUCGAUUUUCGGCAUAACUCCGUGGCAGUGCAUACCAAGCGUACUUGGUCCAAGAAAUGCGAUCAUCAUCUAUUUGUCAGCAACGAUGCCCACGAGGAGGUGGAGCCAGCAGUGUUUGCGCAUAUUAAUGAUAAGUGGCAGCAAAUGCGUGCGCAACUCGAGUACGUGUACAAAUAUCACUUUGAUGAGGGCGAUUGGUUUCUCUAUAUCAAUGACGAUAACUAUGUGAUGGUGGAGAACUUGCGCUAUAUGCUGCACACCUACAGCCCCGAGGAGCUCAUCUACUUUGGCUGCAAGCUAAGAAGUGAGACAAAUCAGGCAUAUAUGUAUGAUCGCUCGGGCAUUGUGUUAAGCAGCGCUGCACUCAGUCAAUUCGUUCUGCGAGCCAUGCCCAACCAAACGAUAUGCAGCCCAGACCCGCAGGGGUAUGCUCCGUAUGAAGAGUUGGGUCGAUGCCUCAGCAAUGUCAAUGUUCUGCCUGGCGAUAGCCGGGAUCAUUUGGGCUAUCAUCGAUUUUUGCCAUUUCAUAUGAAAGAUUAUUUCAUUGGCUCAUUGAAUUAUUCGCUGCCGCACCACAAACACUUUCUGGAUCGAUCCUAUUACGGGCUUAUCGAUUUCAAAGUGCCAAUAUCGAAGCAAUUGAUUUGCACAAAGAUGGAAUAUAUGCCAAACAUAUACAAUCAUUAUUAUCUAACGUAUCAGGUUAAGAUAUUUGGCACGCCCCAAAGGACAUUAGUAAAUGAAAUACAGAAACACCCAAAUUAAACAAUUUUAUUUUAAGAAUAAAUGUUGAAUAUAAUCUUAGAGAUAU